This is a messenger RNA of Lachancea dasiensis, 1119 nucleotides long. The record is from the annotation of a GenBank genome assembly. NCBI's taxonomy places the organism in Eukaryota, Fungi, Ascomycota, Saccharomycetes, Saccharomycetales, Saccharomycetaceae.
AUGCCUUUACUUAUUUCGGAUGAUCGACUUUUGAACUCAAAACAUCAGAAAUACUUGGAGCGACAUUUGGCAAUUCUGCCGUCAAAGUAUCAAGAUAACGAAGCGAAUAAGCUCGCAAUUGUGACAUAUGCUUUAAUAGGUCUCAAUGUUUUAGGUGUCGACACAUCUGAGAAGUAUAAAAGCAGUAAAAACUGGCUAAGUAAUCAUUAUCGAGAAGUUGACUAUGGCGGCAGUUGCCUCCUUGCUGGUUUUGUACCAAGUACGUCAAUCAACAUCGACAGCAUUCCAUCCCUAAGUUUAAUCAACACAUUAUUUGGCCUCUGGAGCUUGGCCUGUUUAGGUCAAGAGGAAAACAUGUAUGACGAGGUCGACAAAGAACGCAUCUGCCGUUUCGUUUCCCACUGUCAGGUAGAGAGCGGUUCUUUUGUAUCAAGUUUUGAUGUGACUCCGCUGGAUGGAUGUCACACCUCGUCCAUUGAUCCAACAGAUCUAAGGUAUACAUACGCUGCAAUAGCUAUCCUUCACCUAAUGGGUUGUCGGAGAUCUAAGGACUUUGAGAAAUACAUUUCUCUUCAAAGUAUCUUGGCUAAUAUCAGUGAUCAAGCCUGCGCUCAAGGUGGUUUUGGUCAGUACUGUGAGCCGCAUGCGGGCUUUACAUCUUGUGCACUUUCCAUCUUGCAUAUGCUUGGUGAUCAAUGGUCUAUUUUGACUCCUACAUUUUACGAAACAACUGUGCAUUGGCUACUGGAACGUCAAGUAUCAAGCCAAGGAUCUACUACAUCAAUGGCUGAGGGUAAUGAAAACUACGAUCUUGCAGAUCACGGUGGUUUUCAAGGAAGAGAGAAUAAGUUUGCAGACACCUGCUAUUGCUUCUGGGCUCUCAACUCAUUGAGCAUUCUUGAAGAUCAAUGUUCGGCUCGAUUUGACAAACAUGAUCUUCUUUUCAAUUACCUACUGGAUACCACCCAAAAUAACUUAAUAGGAGGAUUUGCCAAAAAUAACGAAGAUGAUCCGGAUCUGUACCAUACCUGUCUAGGUUUAGCCGCGCUCGCUUUAAGAGGUGGAAAUUUUAACGGACCUCUUUUUCUCCCUAAGGACAUCUCUUUGUCCAUAUCAUGA